AUGGUGAGGGUGAAGGACAAAGCCGGGUGGGUACAAUGGGCUAUGUCUCCGAUGGGGAAGGGAAGAAAGCGCGAGGUUGGGAAGGAAGGCGCAGAUGGCGGGUGCUCCUUCCUUGGCGCAAUGCACGCGCGGAACAUCAACAAGACCCCUGCUAACCGCUGGCCCCGCCAAACCAAAUACGUCAAACACGCCAACGCCUGCCAACUCGAAAUGCUGCCCGUGUCACCAAAUCAAUUCGUCUAG
Alternaria burnsii is the source of this 243-nucleotide messenger RNA. RefSeq lists its product as uncharacterized. NCBI's taxonomy places the organism in Eukaryota, Fungi, Ascomycota, Dothideomycetes, Pleosporales, Pleosporaceae. Bases 1 to 243 code for a protein of 80 amino acids. The record is from RefSeq and is a predicted model, not a curated record. The transcript has a single exon.